AGAGAGGGUGAGGUUAGGGGGACACAAACACCAUUUAACACCUGUCGCCUGUCAGUGCAGGUGGAGACAGUGAAUGCUGGAUAUCUGAACCUGCUGGUUUCCCUGGAGGACUCCUCUUCAGCUUUGUUUUUGCACUCUUCUUUAUUUACUAUAAAGACUUUCUACAUUUGUAUGUCUUUUUCUCACUGGACUCACUUUUUUUUUUUUACUUUUUUCUUUGUUUUUUGAAACCAAGUGGGUUUGCUGAAUGGUUAUUGAAUCCAAAUUGAUUUUUUUUUUUUUUGAAGACUAAAAAGCUUUGGAGGUGUUUUUCAGGGACUUACUGCGAUUCUUUAGAAUAAUCAUGGAAGAAUUCCCAUCCAAGGUUACCACAGAGACUGGCACUCCAACCGCCCAGACGUCUCAACAGGGGGGCAACAGCCUCCGAGGGCUGGCCUCAAGCGUCACCGUCAUGGUGGACAUGACCUUCAUCCGCAGCAUCCCGGCCAUUCUCAUGAUAGCUGAAAUAGUGUUGGGGCUGCUCCACUGGGCAUUAAUAGCCAGCGCUCCCUACACAGUUUUACCAGCGUACGGCUGGGUCAUGUUUGUGGCUGUAACCCUGUGGAUCCUCACCACCAUCCUCUUCUUUAUGAUCCUGUUUGGGGUCCAUCAAAAACUCACCUUUGUCCCUUGGCCCAUGACGAUGAUGGCGUAUAACGGCAUAGCAACAGUCCUUUAUCUGACCGCCUUCCUGGCCAACGCGGUGUCCGUGCAUCCCUUCCGUGGCACGUAUUUCCAUGGACACUUUGCAGCAGCUGCUUUCUUUUCAUCUUUGGUCACAGCAGCAUACGGAGGUAGUGCUUUCUUCUCCUAUUUAGACUGGAAAGGAGACGGAGGAAACGCUGCCACCAGCACAGUGCCGACCUAGGACUCAGAUCUGUGAUGCCUGUGAGGAAGAAGUCAUGAGAAGUUUAACUUUUUUUACAUUUAAACUAGCUUUGGGAACCCAAAUCUACUGCAGUUUGACAAAAUACUGAGAAUAAGUCAAACCCAGUGGACUUUUAAUUCACAUUAAGAGAAUAAAUUGAAUACCAGCUCUGAUUUUCAAUGUCGAUUUUGAUUCUCUAUCCCUGCAGUGUUUGGUGGGUAGCUGCUUGUUCUGAAAAGGAAGAUUUAAUUUUGUCCUUUGCCACAAAAUAAACAUUGUUACUUGUGUUUACAAGAAAUGGCAUGACUAUUUAGUCUUACAUAGGGUGGCAGGUGGGUUUUGUGACCCUAAAAAACAGCCAGGCUUGCUGAUUAUAUGCUGUGAUGCACUGAUGCACCUAUAGCUAAAGUUUCACAUUAAAUACAGACAUGUGAGAAGUAUUAAUGAGCUGGUGGUGUUUUAUCCCUAAAAUGUCAAAUAUUGCUCCAAAAUAAGUCAACGCAGCACAUAAAUUUCUCUGAGUAAUGUUAAAUUGUCAUUUUCAUAUGACUUUUAAAGAACUAUUGUGGGAUAACGUUUUUUUGUUUUGUUUUGUUUUGUUUUUUUUUGUUUUUUUUUUAUGUGAGAUUUAACAUUAAAAAUCUGACCAAAAAAAUCAAUAUUGAUAUUUUUUUCACUGUUUGAUUUAAAAGAUAACUUGAUUAAAACUCACACCAAAGUUGACAGCAAAAAACAUGUUAAAUACAGCAAAGUCUCCAAAAAGUUGGAACACUGUCUAAAAUUUGAUUCAAACACUGGAGCCUCAUCUUUCACAAUAGAAUAUUUUACAUAAUGUCCCAACUUCUUGGGGAAAUUGGGUUGUAAAACAAACUUCUAUCCAUUUUUUUCACAUUACACUGAAAGAAGAAUAAGUUAUCUUACUGAAGUGGGAAAAUGGGAAUUGAGUCUAUAGGCCCAUAUUCCAGAAUGGGAAUACUUUUCACAUCAAAAACCAUCAGAACCAGACUCACAGCCAUCUGCUUUACAGUACAAUGACCCAUGGUCAACAACCAUUAAGUUAUUUUUUCAACAUUGAGUAUUUGUUGUUGACACAGUAUUGGUUAGGCUGGUGAGUACAGCGCAGACCUUACUCCUGUGUUGUAUAUAGCAUGUGAUUCUCACUCAUAUUAACAUGGCAGCACAUGCAAGAUAAAUACAUGUGCAGGACCAAUGUCCUGCAGAGAUUUAUUUUGAAACUCAUUGCUUCAGCAUGGAGAGAGCCAAUGGUGCAGCAUGAAAUGAAAAAUAAAAACGCUGUUCAAAUGAGUGAUUUUAGUACUUUAUAGAGCAAUAAAAAGCAGUUUUUUUGCAGGAUGCUAUGCCCCCUUUAAUGGAGCAAACAUUGUUCCACUAAUGACUCCUAAAGCUGUGGAGAAGUCUCUUACAUAUUUAUGAUAACAUCAUUUGAUGCUCAGCCCUUGUUUUAUUUGUCUUUGUGAUAUAGCUGUGUUGUAUUUCUUUUUAUAAAAAACAAAUGACUGCUGGUUUAAUCCUGUGGUGAGUGCUGAGGAUCAUUUUUAAUAAAGCGACUUCUGAUUCGA
This is a messenger RNA of Cheilinus undulatus (humphead wrasse), 2487 nucleotides long. Its product is annotated as plasmolipin. Bases 344 to 907 code for a protein of 187 amino acids. Gene Ontology annotation, molecular function: structural constituent of myelin sheath. Lineage: Eukaryota; Metazoa; Chordata; Actinopteri; Labriformes; Labridae. The record is from RefSeq and is a predicted model, not a curated record. The transcript is spliced from 4 exons. Gene Ontology annotation, biological process: myelination. Gene Ontology annotation, cellular component: membrane.